AUGGAAGAUGGGGGUUUUAUAUCUUUCAUUGGUACUAUACUUAUUCCAUCACCACUGCCUACUUCACCACCACUAACUUCUACCAUUUUACUUACAUCCAUUCCAGACGUUUCACCAAAUUUUCAAGAGGUGAUGAAUACCAUUGCAACGUUUGCUUCAUCUCAAUCAACUGAACAUGAGCAAAGAGUUAAUGAAGAUGAUAUCUUGGUUGGAUUUGCAAACUUGGAGUUUAAUCCAAAAGAAGAUGAUGUUCUAGAUAAUGCUAUCAUCUCAGGAAUAGAUAUGAAACUUGAAGAAUGGUUGGUUGUUAAUUCUCACACUUUUAAUCACAAGAUUGAGAAGCUUCGAGAUGUUGAUGAGGAACAAUAUGAGAUACUUGAGAAGCUUAUGAAAGCAGUCAAGCUUACUGAGCUUCCUCGUCCUUUUCCUUCUAACCAAUGUUCCACAUUUUAUGAAUGUUCCGCAAGGGGGAGAAAGGGGGUUGGUUCGUACAAAGGAACUGGUGAAGAAAAAGGCGUGGUAGUGGUAAGGGUCUUGUUUGCUCAAAUUCCCACUUCGCUUCCAAUGAAACCAGGUGUAUCAAUAACAACAACAACAAUUGCUCCUAACAUCAAUAUUGAUGUAUCUAAGCUUCAAACUAAAAAGAGAGUGAAUAUUGGUGAAGGAGCCUCAAGCAAAGAUGUGGAAAAACCAGAAAUAAAAUAUGCUCCCAUAGACAAAGGGAAGGGUGUAUCUAUGGAGUUAUCGAAGGAAGAAAAAAAGAAAUUAAAAGAACUAGAUAUGUAG
Molecule: messenger RNA, 786 nt
Organism: Lactuca saligna
Lineage: Eukaryota; Viridiplantae; Streptophyta; Magnoliopsida; Asterales; Asteraceae
Source: the annotation of a GenBank genome assembly